This is a messenger RNA of Thermothielavioides terrestris NRRL 8126, 537 nucleotides long. RefSeq lists its product as uncharacterized. The record is from RefSeq and is a predicted model, not a curated record. NCBI's taxonomy places the organism in Eukaryota, Fungi, Ascomycota, Sordariomycetes, Sordariales, Chaetomiaceae. The coding region runs from base 94 to 471 and encodes 125 amino acids. The transcript has a single exon.
CAUUUCACCAUCCGCCUACCGGUACCUCUGCCUCCAUAGUCCUAGCCUGGUUACCUGAGCAGCCCAAGUCUCGGUGCGCGUCCCCGCGCAAUCAUGUAUUUGGCUCUUCACCGAAAUCAUGGAAAUACAGAACGGUGCUCCACACUGGAGGUCCUUGCCCGUUGGCCCGUGAACAGCUUCCUCGGCGGGGCGGUUCAGGGCGUGCUAGGCAGCGCUCGGCAACGGUUCGCAGGCAUCCAAUCCAUCUUCGCCAUGAUUCAGUAUAAUCUCUCUGGCUGGACCGUGAAGCUCGUUGCUGUUGCUCUGCCGUGGUCCCUGAAUCUCCGCAUAUCGCUAGCCCAGUUAGCCUCGGCUGCCUGGCGGUCUCAGAGGCCGCUGUGGACCUUGCCUGAAAAGCACGCCGCGAAUUGCGCUAAGACUGGGAUGGCGGAAGGCCAACUCGAGAGACCAGUCUUCAGAGCGGCAAUUUAGGUCUGCAAUGCGAGGGGGGCGUGAGGCUGACAUAAAUGCAUGGACAGGAGGAGCCGUUUUUUAGGC